AUGGCUACAGAGGUCAGGACCCAAUUGACUGAACAUCCACUGAUGAGUCCAAAGGCUGAGCUGAAGACAGAGAAGAAAUCAGGGUCCAGGCCACGGAGCCACGGGGACAGCAGGCCACAGAAGGAGCUGGUGAUUCCAGGCAUUGUGGAUUUCGAGCUGACCCAAGAGGCAGUGAGGGCCCCCAAGGCCCAAACCCCUGGUACCUACCGCUUUGGGCGCCUCAGCCACCACUCCUUCUUCUCCCGGCACCACCCCCACCCCCAGCACGUGACCCACAUCCAAGAUCUCACCGGGAAGCCCGUCUGUGUUGUCCGGGACGAGUUCUCUCUGGCCCCAUUGCCUCCGGCCCUGAUCUUACCCCGCUGUCUGAUGGGGAUGCCCACCAUCUCUGUCCCCAUUGGAGACCCACAGUCCAAUCGGGACCCUCGGCUUUCUUCUGAGACCUGGAAGAGGGAGUUAAAGGACCUGGCUUCCCGGGUGGCCAUCUUCACCAAGGAGAAUGAGAUAAAGAACAAAGAGGAGAAAGAUCAAAAGGAGGAGCUGCAGCGAGAGCAGGGAGCAAAGUACUCAGCUGAGACUGGGAGGCUCAUCCCAGCUUCCACCCGUGCCAUCGGCCGCCGCAACUCCCGCCAGGGUCAGCACAGCCACCCUUCAGGCCGAGAUGGAGGCGUCCAGACAUUUGUCCUGCAGGACCAGGAGCUGCUGAUCCUGGAGCUCCUCUCCCAGAUCCUGCAAACAGACUCACUAAGCGCCAUCCAGUUCUGGCUCCUCUCUGCUCCCCCAAAGGAAAAGGACCUGGCGCUGGGGCUCCUGCAGACAGCAGUGGCUCAGCUUCUCCCCCAGCCCCUAGUCUCCAUUCCAACAGAAAAACUCCUGAACCAACUUCAAGAAGCUCAAGAUACACCCCAAGAGAAGCAACAGCAAUACUACAGUCAAUCCCUGAAGAAGACGAAGAGCCCACCUGUACCAAAGAGCGAAAAGCCAGAGUACAUUGGAACUGCGGAAGUUCUCCGGAUGCACUCAAGCCAAGACUCAGAAGACAAAGCAUCGGAGCCGAAGGCAGAGAGCUGAGCGGUCCCUGGUUGCAAAAGCUGCCCCCAAAGUCAAGAGUACCUUUGCCCCUACCACCUGAAGAGCAGUACCUGCUUUCCUACUGCAUAAAAAAAAUAUAAAAGAGUCCAUUAAAUAAAAUACCACCCUCCCUUAAAGAGGACUGUACCGCUCUCCCAUCAGUAGAUGGCGUGUGUUUGUUCCAAGAGAGGGGUUGGGCUGCACUGAGCCAGCCCCACUCCCCUGGAGAAAGCCCCAGUGCUACUGCUAGCGUAGGGCUUACCUGGUUCUCUUAUGUUCUA
Messenger RNA from Loxodonta africana (African savanna elephant), 1352 nucleotides. RefSeq names its product thymus, brain and testes associated (gene TBATA). Bases 1 to 1071 code for a protein of 356 amino acids. The record is from RefSeq and is a predicted model, not a curated record. The transcript is spliced from 10 exons. NCBI's taxonomy places the organism in Eukaryota, Metazoa, Chordata, Mammalia, Proboscidea, Elephantidae.